AUGGGACUUUUCAACUUUAAAAUUUCAUCGAUUUGCUUGAUAGUAUUCUGACUGGUGUGCAUAUUUGUAUGCACUGGGAGGGCAGCCACUCCUUUUUCAAUAGUCAAUGCCUCAGAUUCCUCCUAUACUGAUGCUUGCAAGGAUGCUGGAACUUUAUGAGAAUUUUGUUGCAUGACUGAUAAGGUUCUAUGCACAAUGGACUUAGCUGUAUGUGAUCCUAUUUCUAAUAGGGAUCUUUGGCAAGUCUGGUGGACCAUGAUUGUGCUAUCUGUGGUAGUCAUCGCAUUUCCGAUGCUAUGCUUCAUCGUUUAUUAUGCGUUAAGCAAAGGAUGGUGCUGUAAUAGGAUCGAAUAACUAAUAUGUUGACAAAUACUUUAUAAUGAUAUUUU
Messenger RNA from Moneuplotes crassus, 389 nucleotides. NCBI's taxonomy places the organism in Eukaryota, Ciliophora, Spirotrichea, Euplotida, Euplotidae. The record is from the annotation of a GenBank genome assembly.